Messenger RNA from Rhincodon typus (whale shark), 5367 nucleotides. RefSeq names its product nuclear factor of kappa light polypeptide gene enhancer in B-cells 1. The transcript is spliced from 25 exons. Gene Ontology annotation, molecular function: RNA polymerase II cis-regulatory region sequence-specific DNA binding; protein binding; DNA-binding transcription factor activity, RNA polymerase II-specific. Gene Ontology annotation, biological process: regulation of transcription by RNA polymerase II; canonical NF-kappaB signal transduction; cellular response to stress. Bases 335 to 3211 code for a protein of 958 amino acids. The record is from RefSeq and is a predicted model, not a curated record. Lineage: Eukaryota; Metazoa; Chordata; Chondrichthyes; Orectolobiformes; Rhincodontidae. Gene Ontology annotation, cellular component: cytoplasm.
GGCGGGGAAUUUCCAGCCGGGGAGCACUGGGCCCCGGGAAGAGGAGAGAGUUUGCCGGGUGUAUGGAGUGGUGAGUGGCGGUGUAGAGCCGGUGGAUUGUGAGUUGGGAAUACAUUGUAACUUGUGUCUGAUAGUUUGUAGCUGGAGGUUGCUACUUUGUAGUUGCUGGAGGAUUCGCUUUGACGUGAUCAGCUGCACCUACUUUUAUUACCUUCAGCCAGAGGUGGGAAUCUGCUGUGGUGUUUUCUUAUUCAGCGUGGGAGGUCAGUGGGCAGUUUACUGACCAGUCCACUCGUGAAUCACUGGGGCUGAGCUCACCUGAGAGGGGAAAACCAUGUCAUGGUCAAGGUCAAGGUCAAGACCAAUGAUGGCUGAAGAGGACACGUAUCGUCUUGGAGUCCCUGAUAUGUAUGGUAUUGAUGAUUAUAAUGCUUUAGAAUUACCCAACUCCAUGUUUACCUCUCCGAUGGGUCCCACAGAUUCUCCUCUGCAGACACCUGAUGGACCAUACCUGCAGAUUCUAGAACAACCCAAACAGAGAGGAUUUCGUUUCCGUUAUGGAUGUGAGGGACCAUCCCAUGGAGGAUUACCCGGUGCAUCGAGUGAGAAAAACAAGAAAUCCUACCCUACUGUGAAGAUAUGCAACUACGUUGGACAGGCAAAGAUUGUUGUUCAGUUGGUGACCUAUGGGAAGGAUAAUGUACAUCUCCAUGCUCACAGUCUCGUUGGCAAACAGUGUGAAAAAGGAAUAUGUUUAGUUCAAGUGGGUCCCAAGGAAAUGAUUUCAACAUUUCCGAACCUCGGUAUUCUCCAUGUGACAAAGAAGAAUGUUGCCAGUACGCUUGAGCAGAGAAUGACACAGGCUUAUGUGAUGGGUUAUAAUAAUGGAGUUGUAAUUCACCCAGAAUUAAAUCAUCGACACAGCGAAGGUUACGGUCAAAGGGAGCUCACAGAACGUGAAAAGGAGUUAAUCCAUCAGGCUUCCAUACAGCAAGCAAAAGAAAUGGACCUGAGUGUCGUCCGUCUCAUGUUUACAGCCCUGCUUCCAGACAGCAGCUGUCGAUUUACACGCAAAUUGGAACCUGUCAUUUCUGAUCCCAUCUAUGACAGCAAGGCACCAAAUGCAUCAAAUUUGAGGAUUGUCAGAAUGGAUAAGACUGCAGGAUGUGUGGUUGGAGGAGAUGAGGUUUACCUACUUUGUGAUAAAGUCCAGAAAGAUGAUAUCCAGGUUCGAUUCUAUGAAGAGGAUGAAAACGGUGGAAUUUGGGAAGCGUUUGGGGACUUUGGUCCAACAGAUGUUCAUCGGCAGUUUGCUAUAGUUUUUAGAACGCCAAAAUACCGGGACGUGGACAUUUCCAAACCUGCGUCUGUGUUUGUACAGCUUCGUAGAAAAUCUGACAAUGAAACAAGUGAACCAAAGCCAUUUACCUACUACCCACUGAUUAAAGACAAGGAGGAGGUACAAAGGAAGCGAUUGAAACUUUUACCAAAUUUCUCUGACCAUUUUGGAGGUGGAGCAGGCUCCGGAGGAGGUGGGGUUUACGGAGGAGGGGGUGGAGCAGGAGGGGGUUCCAAUUACUUUGCUGGAUUUCAAGGAUAUUCCAACUACAGUAGUUACACGUACACGCCUGGGACCACAAACUCCAGUGCUGGAAUGAAACACGCUGUCUGUUGCCUGACUGAGAAUUCCGAUUGUGUGAAAUCAGCUGUGAGCUCUACAUCCAGCAACCAGCCAACACCCGAGGCUGGAGCUCAAUCCACUGGGAUCCUCGGUAACUCAGAGUCUGCAGAUCCAGCAGUAACUGCCGAAGAAACUGAAGCAAAUCAAUACUUCUUAGAAAAAGCCCUGACCCUUGCUGAGAGACAUGCGAGUGCCCUGUUGGAUUAUUCUGUAACUGGUGAUACCAAGAUGUUGCUUGCUGUUCAGCGCCACCUUACUGCAGUUCAGGACCAAAACGGAGACACAGCUUUACAUCUUGCAAUUAUUCAUUUCCAAUCUGGAGUGGUUCAACAUCUUUUACAAGUCAUCAUCAGCCUUCCUGGACAAGACAUCAUCAACAUGAGGAACGAUCUUUAUCAGACACCAUUGCACCUGGCAGUCAUCACAAGACAGGCCGAGGUGGUCGAAUUAUUGCUUCAAGCUGGAGCUGACAUGAGUCUCCUCGAUUGCCUUGGAAACUCUGUUCUACACCUGGCAGCACAACAGGGAGAUGUGAAGGUGCUCAAUGUCCUCCUAAGCAAAAAGAACAAGCCUCUGGUAAAACUCCUCCAUUUGCCGAAUAAUGCAGGUUUCAAUGUUGUUCACCUGGCUGUGUUAGCGAAUAGCCUGUCGUCCCUGAGGCAGCUGAUUGCAGCUGGCGCUGAUGUGGAUUCUUCUGAGCAGCAAGCAGGUCGGACUGCACUCCACCUCGCAGUCGAGCAGGAAAACAUCUCCUUGGCUGGUAGUCUCCUCCUGGAGGGCAGUGCAGAAGUUGAUGCCACCACUUUUGAUGGGUCUACAGCUCUUCACAUAGCAGCAGGAAGAGGCUAUACCAAACUCUGUGCCUUACUAAUAGCAGCAGGUGCAGAUCCACAUAUCGAGAAUCAUGAACCACUGGAUGACAAAACUGAUGAAUCUGUUGAAGAUGAUGAUGAUGAAGGAAUCUUUCAUGGUACCACACCCUUAGACAUGUCAGCCUCAGAAGAGGUUUAUGACAUUCUGAACGGUAAACCAUACCAACCAAAACCUGCACCUGUGGCUCCUUUCCCACAAGGUGAUUUAGGUCAGUUGGAUAUAGAAGCAAGGCUGGAGUUGUGUAAACUGUUGGAGGUACCUGAACCCAGUCUGAACUGGAUGGCUCUCGCUCAGAAACUGGGUCUUGGGAUUUUAAUCAAUGCCUUUAAACUCAGCCAAUCCCCAGCAAAAACACUUCUGGAUAACUACGAGGUGUCUGGUGGCACUGUCAUGGAGAUUCUGGAAACAUUGAAGUCUAUGGGCUACAAUAAAGCAAUCGAUGUUCUUCACAAAGCAAUGGCUAACUCAACAAGUGCACAACCAGACAGAACAAGUAACUCACCAACGCCGAUUGUACAACCCAACAUUGUUCAGAUUGACACAAAAUCCCAGCAGUGUGACAGUGUGUGUGACAGUGGAGUGGAGACAUCGUUUAGGAGAUUAAGCCACAUGUCAACAGAAUGUUACAGCAACAACCAGACUUCUUUUGAACUGUGAAGAUUGCAGCAAGGAUCUCAGUAUAGUUGAUUAAUCAGGACCAACCGAAGCAAAUGCAGUUAAUGGAUUUCAACCUAGUUUGUAAUCUGAGACCUAUGUUGUUCCAGCUCUAAUUAUUGUCAUAAGACAUUAUUUUAACACAGGUCAGUGCUUCGAUUUAAUCAGACAAGUUCUCUGACUUAAAUAACUAUUAUUCAAUUCCCCUCAUUUUAUAAAAUAAAUAUAAAUCUAUACAUGGACCAAGAAUUAUCAUUUGCAAAGCCAGCAGUCCUAUGUGCUUGAGCUCUACUCUAAAGGCUUGAACACACCUGUACAGCCUGACAAUCCCAGUGGAGAACUGAGAGUGCUGCAUUGUCAGAGGUGCCGUCUUUUGGAUAAGACGUUAAACUGAGGUACCAUCUGUCUUUUCAGAAGCAUAUAAAAGCUCCGAUGACAGAGAUUCGGUUACCUUCCCUCCAGUGUCCAGGGAAAUAUAUAUUCUUUAACUAGAUUCUGGUUAUUAUCACAUUGUGGGAUCAUGCUGUGUAUCCUACAUUUUACAGUGACUGCACGGUGCUAUAGAAAUGCAGGUCUGUCUUUCUUAGUACUGAUUAGUAUUAACAAAGAGAAGCUUCUCGGUUUGUCUGCAAUCUUUUCAUAUGGCCAUGCAUUUUUGCAAAUGCAGAAAAUGAAGACAGUUGAGGGGGUUUUGCUUUGGUAAUCUCUAAGCUGAAUUGUGAUUUUUAUAUUCAACAAAAAGCUGAUUGUACAUUUUACCACAGCCUGUCUCAACAACCUUAAAUAGAUAUUUGUAAAUAGUUACAGCAGCUUUGGUUGUCUAAAUUAGUCUUUUUAAAAAAAUCUUGCUUAAUGUAGUUUAAAUUUUGUAAGUUUUUGUUUUCAUAAGCAAUUAAAAAUUGAACCAACUGGUAGUUUUGUCCCCAGCUUGAAUCAUUAUUGCAGAGAUCCUAACUGAUUAUGAAAUCAAACAGGUUCAGAAAUUACAAAACACCUUUGAUAUUACUAAGUCACCCUGGUUCAGGAAUUCCUUAUUUCACCAGUGAAAUAUGUUCCAUGGUUGCAGUCUUGGACAUGCCAAAUGUCUUGCAUUAAAUUUAUAUACAUGAUGGGGAGCUCAUGAGAAUUAAUGUCAAUUCAUUGCAUUAUUACUCUGUAUAAAUCUUAGGAUACCAAGGAUCUAAAUGAAGUCAUUGUGAAUCUAUUUGCACUAAUGUUUCGCAAAAACCUUUUGAAACCAAAACUGAAUAUGCCGAGUAGUGACUUAAAUUUCUAGGAAGGGAAAAAGCUAUUAUUGAGAAAUGGGGAGUGACAUGGGCACAGUGAUAUUGUAAGACAAGAUCAAAUUUGGAGAAUGCAAGCAGGAAGCAAAUACAAUUUAUACAAACAAACAUUGUAAAUUUGGCAAGGAAGUGAAUGGAAAAAUCCUCUAUGGUAAACUGGUCAGUUACCUUAAAAUUACACUGUUUAAUGGGUUUACAUUCCCACUAGAGGGAACUAUUUCAGGCAAAUGUGUGUGUUUGUAGAUGGACUACAAUACAUGGUACAGGAAAACUAACCAUGGAGAGACAGACACACUGUAAAGCUGCUUGUAAAGAUUAGAGAAAAACAUGUGAUGGAGGGAGCUGUACAAAAUGUCAGGCCACAUUGAGGGUGUUCUCCAUUUUGAUUUUCCAGUUUCCAUGUGGAUUUCAAUAAGUAGUUAGGGGAAGGAAUGAAUGCACAACACCUUUAAGUUAUUAUGUUUCAGGAAGUUUAGUUCCUGUCUUGUAUUAAAUUUAUAUACAUGAUGGUAACUCUUGAAUUAAGUUCAUUGACAGCUCUAAUGGUAACAACCUCAAUCUUUGUACUUGAGUUGCUACAUAAAUGCAGUCUUUUGCUUUGAAGUUAAUUUCUCCAAUGACGGGACACCAGUGGAACAUAGCAAACCAGAGCAACACACACAUUGCAUAUUAGCUGUACUUUCUCCUAGCUAACAGAGUAAUAGAUUGACCUCUUCAAACAAUUUGUGCUGUAAGUAAUUACUGAAAUAAUAACCUUACCCGAGUUCUUUCAAAAUAAAAUGAUCUGACACUCGCUGAAGACAACAAAUGUAUGUGCUGCAGUGCCACCCCAUCAAAUGGACUCACUGUUAUAAUAAAAAACAUUUCCAAUUCUUA